CGAAAUUACAAUAUGUUGGCCUUUAUAAAUAUAGUAUAGGCCUACAGUACUUGUAACACGGUAGAUCAGUGCAGAUUAUCCAGACCAGUGAAAAUACUGCGAAUAAUAGUUUUGUUAAGACGCUAUAACCUAAUAAUGUCUGAUGAGGGUGAGGCUAAACGUGAGCUGAGUGGUAAUGUUUCGAAUUGCAGGACUAUUUAUCUGUAUGUUCCAAAUAUCAUUGGUUACAUACGGAUAUUGUUGCUUGGAAUUUCAUCUCGUCUUCUGUACCUUGAUUGGUAUUUAGAAGGUACAUUUAUCUACAUUGUAUUCAUUGUUCUCGAUUACAUUGACGGAUAUUACGCACGCAAGCUGAACCAAUGUACCGUAUUUGGUGCAUUCUUUGAUACAAUGACAGAUGUUUUUGGGGAUACGAUGAUAUUAAUGCAUAUCGCAAUGCGAUAUCCGAGUUACUUUGACUUGAUACAGUUCCAAAUUUUCGUUCAUCUAAGUUGUGGUUUUUUGUCUACUAGGUAA
Molecule: messenger RNA, 516 nt
Organism: Anneissia japonica
Lineage: Eukaryota; Metazoa; Echinodermata; Crinoidea; Comatulida; Comatulidae
Product: CDP-diacylglycerol--inositol 3-phosphatidyltransferase-like
Exons: 4
Coding region: 136-516 (126 amino acids)
Biological process (GO): phospholipid biosynthetic process
Cellular component (GO): membrane
Molecular function (GO): phosphotransferase activity, for other substituted phosphate groups
Source: RefSeq, a predicted model, not a curated record